AUUCCGUUCCUCGAAUCGUCCAUUCCCUCGUUUCCUUGUCCAAACACCCACACACUGUCGCCAAAAUGCCUUCAACAGUAAAAGCCCAAGCCGCGAAGCCGGUUGUCAAGCGGAAACGCUCCGAGAACGGCGAACCCAUCAAGAAGCGCAGAAAGUCCGAGGCCGGCGAGGAAAAGGAAGACCUCGCAUCGCAAAUCCAGAAUCUCGAAUCCCAGAUCAACGAGUCCAGGAAGCACUACAACAACAUCGCUACCCUCAUAGAGUACGCCGAAAAGCAGAAUGAAGACCCCAAGACCGCCAUCGCCGCCGCCGAAGCUCUGUGCCGCGUGUUCGUUCGCCUUCUCGCCUCGGGCAGUUUGGUCAAGAAGAAGGAUGCUUCGGAGAAAGAUGCGACCGUCGCAAAGUGGCUUCGGGAUCGCCUGAACGACCACCAUAAGGCUCUUGUCGCCAUGUUCAAGAGCACCAAGCUCGCCACCCAGGCUCUCGUUCUGGCUAUGGCUUUGCUGAAGGCGGAAGCCCAGUAUCUGGAGGGCAAGGACGAGGCCGUCUUUCCCUGGCCUCUCUUCAAUGCCAUCAUCAGUGCGCUUCUAACGUCGCCAGUCGAGGAGGUGCGUGAUGAAUUUUGUGACAAGUUCAUCGACGAGUAUGACGACAUUAGAUUUUACACGUUUGAGGGAAUCAAGGACUUUCUUACAGAACGCGAGUCGGUUGAUGAAGAGUUACAAAACACAGUGUUUAAUCUUCUCCUCAAGAUGGAGGAUAUCCCAGAGUCAUCCGAAGACCUUGAGGACUUUUAUAUCGAGCAACCCGCCAAAAAGAAGCACCCACUGCGGUCCUUGUCGCAGCAUAAGAAGAGGGCACAGGAAGCUUGGCUGGCUUUGAUGCACCUGGGUCUGAGUAAGGAGCAGAGAAAGAAGGUGUUGGACGUCAUGGCGUCCUCAAUUGCGCCAUGGUUCAUCAAGCCCGAGCUCCUCAUGGACUUCCUUACCGACUGCUACAAUACUGGCGGCUCUAUUUCACUCCUGGCCCUUUCCGGUGUCUUCUACCUGAUCCAGGAACGCAACCUGGAUUACCCAUCUUUCUAUCAGAAACUCUACUCCUUGCUGGAUACCGACAUCCUCCAUUCCAAGUAUCGCUCACGCUUCUUCCGCCUCCUCGAUACGUUCCUGGGCUCGUCCCAUUUGCCCGCCGUCCUGGUGGCAAGCUUCAUCAAGCGUCUGGCCCGUCUCGCCCUCAACGCACCACCAAGCGCCAUUGUUGUCAUCGUUCCGUGGUUCUACAACCUGUUCAAAAAGCAUCCUCUCACCACAUUCAUGAUGCAUCGUGUACCGCGGACCAAGGAGGAGAAGGAGCUGAUCGAGAAGGAGGGGGUCCUUGACCCUUUCCUUCCUGACGAAGAGGACCCUAUGGAGACCCACGCCAUUGACAGUUCUCUGUGGGAGAUUGUGCAGUUACAGUCUCAUUACCACCCCAACGUUGCGACCAUCGCCAAGAUCAUCUCUGAGCAGUUUACAAAACAGGCUUACAACCUGGAGGACUUUCUGGACCACUCCUAUGGCAGUCUUAUCGACGCAGAGAUGUCCAAGGAAGUGAAGAAGGCUCCGGUCAUCGAGUUCAUGAUCCCGAAACACAUUUUUACCAAGGCCGAUCCUGGCACAGAGCAGACUGAUAGCCCGCUGGUCAGUCUAUGGGAUUUUGGUUCAUCGUAAACCAUCUUUCAAAUGCCGUACUCAUAGUGUACGACUCCCAUACCCAGUCGCAGCCCAGACCGUCCGCUCGGUUGAGCAUUCCACAUGUUUAGCGACAACCUCUACCUCCCACCGUCAUGCUCAACACGUGGUAGACACAUUGUUUCGGAAGCUAGUGGCCCUCUGCCAGGACGCGAACAAGGUUCAAUUGUUCUCAUCCGAGACAUGCCAGGGUCUGCCCCAGACCCCUUGACCAGAGCCACGAGACCGCGAUCGAGCUAGUUACGGAGAAAAGAGGGCCGAAUGGAAAAAAUAACAAGUCGCCGUGAUGGUCGAGAAAUGCUUGUUGGUUACGUUGAUUGCCUUCUAUCCAUAACCGUGAACCCCGGGGACUUUCUCUCCUCCAGCCCCCAAACCGCACUUUCAACCAUCCAAAUUCUUCUCUCUCUCCACCUUCCUUCCCCCUUUCGUGGUACCGGCGGCCGGUUGCUCGGCGGGAACUCUCUGCUCUGUGGUGUUUCUGUGGGACGUCAUACAUGGUCACCGUCAUACUCGAUCACAACACCAGGCCAGGCAGGGCGCAGAUGAGGACAGAACAGUAGAGGGCAGCAUGGUCUGUCUCAGUUGUGUGCUCACGGGGGUGAAUCACCCCAUAUUUUCCAAAAUAGGGAGGGGGUCAGGGGCUGCUGACUAGUUUACUUUGUUAUUGUUGGGCGGGCAGCAACCUUCGGGGGAUCCCUCUCCAGCUUCGGGUCGUGCUUAUACCCAUAUCGGAUAGUAGUUUUGGAUCACAAGGGACUAGUAGAGGUUAGAUUUUAGAAUCAGAUGAAAUGAAGAAGUAGUACCCUC
Neurospora crassa OR74A is the source of this 2537-nucleotide messenger RNA. Its product is annotated as nucleolar complex protein 4. The record is from RefSeq and is a predicted model, not a curated record. Lineage: Eukaryota; Fungi; Ascomycota; Sordariomycetes; Sordariales; Sordariaceae. The transcript is spliced from 3 exons. Gene Ontology annotation, biological process: ribosome biogenesis. Gene Ontology annotation, cellular component: Noc4p-Nop14p complex; nucleolus; small-subunit processome. The coding region runs from base 66 to 1709 and encodes 547 amino acids.